AAAAAAAACAGAUCCCAGACAUUGAAGGUUUGGCAUCCUCUCACAGGAAAAGCAAUUUUCCUGUGGAGUUCAGACAUAAAGAAGUGAAAGUUCAAGUUUUCAUCUUCACACCAAUCUUUUUCAUAGUAUUAACAGGAAGUUACUCUUCAGCUUAAAAGAGCUCUUAGAUACUUAUAAAGUCAGUUAUCAUAUCCUUCCACAUAGAAAUAAAUUAUGAAGGGGGAUAAAGAAGAAUGUAUAUUGAGAGGCACUUAGUUACAAAAGAGAAAAUGGUCUUUCUGGCUAAGAGAGAGAAAGGUUUUCUGCAGCUGCUUUUCCUCUUGCCCACCUGUUCUUCCCAGGAAGCUGCAUCUCCAUGAUCCUCUUCUACCUGGCUAAGGAGGCUGUCUUGUCUGUUUCUUUCUGCAGCAUCCAGUGGAGCUGCUUAUUCUUUAUCAUUUGAAAAUGACACUUGUGGUUUUCUGUACAUUUGUUCAAUUUUUAAAGAUGCUGAAGCCCUGCUUCCUUUCUAUAGGCCUACUUUAAACUUGGACCACACUGGCUUUUGUCCCUUUAAUCUGAUUUGUACAGAGCCUUUCUACUGCAUCAUUUACCUUUUUCUUUUUCUUCAGAUACAUCUGAAAGGACACAAUGUCCCACACUCCCCGCUGCAAACUAGUUGACUAUUUUGAAGAACUGAGUGAAGACGAAUUCAAGAAAUUUAAGAUGCACCUCGAGGACUACCCGCUGGAGCAGGGCUACAAGCCCAUCCGUCGCUCCAAGACUGAGAAAGCUGCCUACAUUGAAAUAGCCCGAUACAUGACUGAGAUGUAUGAGGAUGCCAAGGCCCUGAAGAUGACCGUCAACAUUCUGGACCGAAUAAAUAAGAAGGAUCUGGCUGCAAGAAUCCGAAAGGAGAUGCCGGAAUAUUUCCUUCAGUCUCCAGAAUCAGACAAUGAGACGUUUUCUGGAUCUCAAAAGAAAGUGGAGGUGAUGCUGGAUCCCAAGACAGCUUAUCCCACCCUCAUCCUUUCAGAAGAUCGGAAAAGUGUAUAUAUGGGCGAGCGAGCCCAGGAUCUUCCUGACAAUCCUGAACGCUUUAAUUUUGUCCCUUGUGUUCUGGGAGCAGAAGGCAUUGAUUCUGGGACUUCAGAGUGGGUGGUCGAAGUGGGCAAGGCCAAACAGUGGGCCAUUGGUGCUGUCCGCGAAUCAGUAGAAAGAAAAGGAUACUUAUAUAUGACAGCUACCCAAGGAUUUUGGUUAUUGCAGCUGAUGAAUGGAGAAUAUAAGGUUUCCACCACACCUAUGACCAUUCUUCCACUGUGGAAGUCAGUACGACGGAUCCUGGUUCGCCUAGAAUUCAGUUUAGGCAAUCUAGCCUUUUAUGAUGUGGACUCUAAGGAAAUUAUCUUUACUUUCAGCUAUCAAUUUUCUGAGAAAAUGUUCCCCUUCUUCCUGAUCUGGGACAAAAAAAAUCCCUUGAAAAUCAGUCCAAGUGACUCCAGAGGGUAAUUUGGGGAAGAACAAGGAGAAACAGGGUUGUGAAAUGGCCCAACUUGAACCAUGUUCUGUUCAAACUUUGAAGUGAUUGCCGUUAGAUUCAGUGAAUCUUACUUCUGAUUAAACACAGUAGAAUUACAUUGUUAAUUUCUGAUUUCUGCUCCCUUUGUUCUCUUCAUGGGGACAUUUUAAGCCCCUGAGUCUAUGUAUGAAAAAAGCUUGAGAAAUAAAGCUUGCAAAACAUUUAUCCAUUAUUUAUAAAGAUUC
Molecule: messenger RNA, 1746 nt
Organism: Python bivittatus (Burmese python)
Lineage: Eukaryota; Metazoa; Chordata; Lepidosauria; Squamata; Pythonidae
Source: RefSeq, a predicted model, not a curated record